Suricata suricatta (meerkat) is the source of this 8296-nucleotide messenger RNA. RefSeq names its product bromodomain adjacent to zinc finger domain 2B (gene BAZ2B). Lineage: Eukaryota; Metazoa; Chordata; Mammalia; Carnivora; Herpestidae. The transcript has 37 exons. The record is from RefSeq and is a predicted model, not a curated record. The coding region runs from base 322 to 6966 and encodes 2214 amino acids. Gene Ontology annotation, molecular function: DNA binding; protein binding.
UAUCUCAUUACAAUAAUUGCUAAUCUCUGAAUAAGACAGCCAUGUUUUGUGAGUAACUGAGGGAGAGAGGUUGUGUUAGGUAGAUUUUAGGUGUUUCAACAAAUAGAGCAUUGUAAAUGCUUACUUGGAUUAUGUUUUCAUGAUAGCUUUUGUUAAAAGACAUGUGGUGACCUUUGGGGUCAGCACAGCUAGGACACAAUAGUAGGUAUUCUUUCAUUCCUUUUAACUGAAAAAUAUCACGGCUUGUUGUUUUGGAGUGCUGUCACUGCUCUGAAUCGAAAGGAUAAUGGCUACUUCCUGAUUAAACCCACUCUCCACAAUAUGGAGUCUGGAGAACGGUUACCAUCCUCAACAGCCUCCUCCACUACACCUUCAUCUUCAAUACCUUCUGUGGCUUCAUCAGUUUCAAAAGGCGGCCUUUCCACGGGACCUGCUUCACUGAGCUCUACAAUCAACCCAUGUGGACAUUUAUUCAGAGCAGCUGGGGAUCAACCGUUUAACCUGUCCACAGUGUCGAGUGCCUUCCCAAUGGUCAGCCACCCAGUCUUUGGUCUACAUUCAGCCAGCUCAGGGCAUUCAGAAUUUGGUGGUUUGGGGACACUUGGUACACCCACAGCCUUAGCCGCACAUCCCCAACUAGCAUCUUUUCCAGGUGCAGAAUGGUGGCGAACAACGGAUGUUCAUACUCGUACAGGGGCGACCUUCUUUCCACCAUUACUGGGAAUUCCACCACUGUUUGCUCCUCCAGCCCAGAAUCAUGAUUCUUCUUCAUUCCAUUCAAGGACUUCAGGAAAAAGUACUAGAAAUGGUCCUGAAAAAGGUGUAAAUGGGUCAAUAAAUGGAAACAGCACAUCAUCUGUAUCUGGUAUCAACACACCUGUACUAUCCACUACUGCUUCAAGUUCUGUGGGACAAAGUAAAAUUAUAAGCUCAGGUGGAGGAAAUCGAAAAUGUAAUCAGGAGCAAAACAAAAACCAGCCUUUGGAUGCUAGAGCUGACAAAAUAAAAGAUAAGAAACCAAGGAAGAAAGCUAUGGAAAGUUCUAGCAACAGUGAUAGUGAUUCGGGUACAUCAUCAGACACCUCAAGUGAAGGCAUUAGUAGUAGUGACUCAGAUGAUCUAGAGGAAGAUGAAGAAGAAGAAGAUCAAAGUAUUGAAGAAAGUGAAGAUGAUGAUUCUGAUUCAGAGAGCGAAGCACAGCAUAAAAGUAACAACCAGGUGCUAUUACAUGGUAUUUCAGACCCACAAGCAGAUGGACAGAAAGCAACUGAAAAAGCCCAGGAAAAAAGAAUACAGCAGCCAUUACCUCUUGUGUCUGAGUCCCAGACUCACCCAUCAUUCCAAUCCCAGCAGAAGCAGCCUCAGGUUUUGUCACAGCAGCUUCCAUUUAUUUUCCAAAGCUCUCAGGCAAAGGAGGAAUCUGUGAACAAACACACAAGUGUAAUACAGUCUACGGGAUUGGUGUCCAAUGUGAAACCUUUAUCUUUGGUAAAUCAAGCCAAAAAGGAAACUUACAUGAAACUCAUAGUUCCUUCUUCUCCUGAUGUACUUAAAGCAGGGAAUAAAAAUACCUCUGAAGAAUCUAGUCCUUUGACCAGUGAAAUGCGAUCCAAACGGGAACAAUAUAAACAGACAUUCCCAGUGCAGUUAAAGAAACAAGAGUCAUCCAAGAGCUUGAAGAAGGUUAUUGCAGCUUUGUCAAAUCCAAAAGCAACUUCUAGUUCACCAGCACACCCAAAACAGACGUCAGAAAACAACCACCCUAAUCCAUUCUUGACAAAUGCACUUUUAGGUAAUCACCAACCAAAUGGAGUUAUUCAAAGUGUCAUUCAAGAAGCUCCUCUAGCACUUACUACCAAAACUAAAAUGCAGAGUAAGGUUAGUGAGAACAUCGCUACUGCAAGCAGCACCCCUUUUGCCUCCCCUGUAAAUUUGAGUACAAGUGGAAGAAGAACCCCUGGCAGUCAGACAACUGUAAUCCCCCCCGCCUCUCCCCUACUGCAUAGUCCAGGGAAGGAAAAAGCGGUCAGCAAUAAUGUAAACACAGUGAAAACACAGCCUCACUCCCACCCUGCAAAAUCUUUAGUGGAACAGUUCAGGGGAACAGAUUCAGACAUUCCCAGUAGUAAAGAUUCUGAAGACUCAAAUGAGGAUGAAGAAGAAGAUGACGAGGAAGAAGAUGAGGAAGAUGAUGAAGAUGAUGAAUCUGAUGACAGCCAAUCAGAAUCAGAUAGUAAUUCAGAAUCAGAUACAGAAGGAUCAGAAGAAGAUGAUGAUGAUGAUAAAGACCAAGAUGAAUCAGAUAGUGAUACUGAAGGAGAGAAAACGUCAAUGAAACUGAAUAAAACAACUUCCUCUGUCAAAAGCCCUUCCACCAGUCUCACUGCUCACCCAACACCUCGUAACCUCCACAUAGCAAAAGCCCCAGGCUCUGCUCCUGCUGCCUUAUGUUCUGAAUCCCAGUCACCUGCUUUUCUUGGCACACCUUCUUCCACACUUACUUCAAGUCCACACUCUGGCACUUCCAAAAGAAGAAGAGUAACAGAUGAGCGUGAGCUGCGUAUUCCUUUGGAAUAUGGCUGGCAAAGAGAGACGAGAAUAAGAAACUUUGGAGGGCGCCUUCAAGGAGAAGUAGCGUAUUAUGCUCCAUGUGGAAAGAAACUUAGGCAGUACCCUGAAGUAAUAAAGUAUCUCAGCAGAAAUGGAAUAAUGGAUAUCUCAAGGGACAAUUUCAGCUUCAGUGCAAAAAUAAGAGUGGGUGACUUCUAUGAAGCCAGAGAUGGACCGCAGGGAAUGCAGUGGUGUCUUUUGAAAGAAGAGGAUGUCGUUCCCCGUAUCAGGGCAAUGGAAGGCCGUAGAGGAAGACCUCCAAAUCCAGAUAGACAGCGAGCAAGAGAGGAAUCCAGAAUGAGACGUCGGAAGGGUCGGCCUCCAAACGUGGGAAGUGCUGAGUUUCUAGACAACACAGAUGCCAAAUUGCUAAGAAAACUGCAAGCUCAAGAAAUAGCCAGACAAGCAGCGCAAAUAAAGCUUUUGAGAAAACUUCAAAAGCAGGAACAGGCUCGGGUCGCCAAAGAAGCUAAAAAACAACAAGCAAUAAUGGCUGCUGAGGAGAAGAGAAAGCAAAAAGAACAGAUAAAGAUUAUGAAACAGCAGGAAAAAAUUAAAAGAAUACAACAAAUCAGAAUGGAAAAAGAACUUCGAGCCCAGCAAAUUCUAGAGGCUAAAAAGAAAAAGAAGGAAGAAGCAGCAAAUGCCAAAUUAUUGGAGGCCGAAAAACGAAUAAAGGAAAAAGAAAUGAGAAGACAGCAAGCCGUUCUUCUGAAGCAUCAGGAGUUGGAGAGGCAUAGACUAGAUAUGGUAUGGGAACGAGAGAGAAGACGACAACAUAUGAUGCUUAUGAAAGCCAUGGAAGCUCGUAGAAAAGCAGAAGAAAAAGAACGGUUGAAGCAAGAAAAACGUGAUGAGAAAAGAUUAAAUAAAGAGCGUAAACUGGAGCAACGAAGAUUAGAAUUAGAAAUGGCAAAGGAACUAAAGAAGCCUAAUGAAGAUAUGUGCUUAGCAGACCAAAAGCCUUUGCCAGAGUUGCCUCGUAUUCCAGGACUUGUUCUCUCUGGAAGUACAUUUUCAGACUGUCUCAUGGUGGUGCAGUUCUUACGAAACUUUGGUAAAGUUUUGGGCUUUGAUGUGAAUAUUGAUGUUCCAAACCUGAGUGUUCUUCAAGAGGGAUUGCUAAAUAUAGGGGACAGCAUGGGUGAAGUACAAGACUUGCUUGUGAGGCUCCUCUCAGCUGCUGUAUGUGAUCCAGGUCUAAUUACAGGAUACAAGGCCAAAACAGCUCUCGGAGAACAUUUGCUGAAUGUUGGUGUGAAUCGAGACAAUGUUUCCGAGAUUUUGCAGAUUUUUAUGGAAGCGCACUGUGGACAAACUGAGCUUACUGAAAGCUUGAAAACCAAAGCUUUUCAGGCUCAUACGCCAGCACAGAAAGCCUCAGUCUUGGCUUUCCUGAUCAAUGAACUGGCAUGCAGUAAGAGUGUGGUGAGUGAAAUUGACAAGAACAUUGAUUAUAUGUCAAACUUGAGGAGAGAUAAAUGGGUAGUAGAAGGUAAACUUCGCAAGCUUAAAAUCAUUCAUGCUAAGAAAACAGGCAAAAGAGACACUUCAGGUGGCAUUGAUCUUGGAGAGGAACAGCAUCCAUUGGGCACACCCACACCAGGACGCAAACGGAGAAGGAAGGGGGGAGACAGUGAUUUUGAUGAUGAUGAUGAUGAUGAUAGUGAUGAACAAGCUGAUGAAGAUGAUGAGGAUGAAGAAGAUAAAGAAGACAAAAAAGGAAAGAAGACUGAUAUCUGUGAAGAUGAGGAUGAAGGUGACCAAGCAGCAAGUGUUGAAGAGCUAGAAAAACAGAUUGAAAAACUGAGUAAACAACAGAGUCAGUACAGAAGGAAGCUCUUUGACGCUUCUCACUCUUUGCGUUCGAUGAUGUUUGGCCAGGAUCGUUACAGACGCCGGUACUGGAUUCUUCCCCAAUGUGGGGGGAUUUUUGUAGAAGGCAUGGAGAGUGGUGAAGGACUAGAAGAAAUUGCAAAAGAAAGAGAAAAACUAAAAACGGCAGAAAGUAUCCAGAUGAAAGAAGAAAUAUUUGAGACUUCGGAAGAUACUGUAAAUUGCUCAAAUCCAGAUCAUUGUGAGCCAAAGGAAGAUCCUAAAGAAAAAGAUAACACAAAUCUGUUUCUUCAGAAACCUGGCUCUUUUUCAAAAUUAAGCAAGCUUCUGGAAGUAGCUAAAAUGUCUCCUGAGUCAGAUGUAAUUACCCCCAAACCAAAUAGUAGUGCAAAUGGCUGUACGUUGUCUUAUCAAAACAGCGGAAAACAUUCAUUGGGCAGCAUUCAACCAACAGCAACACAAAGCAACAUGGAGAAGACAGACUCUAAUAAUCCAUUUAGUCCUGGUUCAAGUGGUCCAGUGAAGUUCUACAGUCCUCUCCCCAAUGACCAGUUGUUAAAAACACUGACUGAAAAGAACAGACAGUGGUUCAGCCUUUUGCCACGAACGCCCUGUGAUGACAGUUCACUCACCCAUGCUGAUGCAUCAGCGGCUUCUGUGGUGCCUCCUCCUCAGUCUCAGUCACCCUCCCCUGCCCCAGCUCCCCUCCUGGGGUCAUCUUCUGCUCAGAAUCCUGUUGGCCUAAAUCCAUUUGCUGUAUCACCUCUUCAGAUGAAAAGCGGAGUAUCUAUGAUGGGACUCCAGUUUUGUGGAUGGCCCGCUGGCGUGCUUACCUCCAAUAUUCCAUUUACAUCACCUUUACCUAGUCUGGGAUCAGGGUUGGGAUUAUCUGAAGGGAAUGGUAAUUCAUUCUUGACGCCCAAUGUUGCUUCAAAUAAAAGUGAAUCUCCAGUCCCACAGAAUGAAAAAGUCUCUUCAACUCAACCUACAGCUGUUGAAGUAGCAAAACCAGUAGAUUUUCCUAGUCCAAAACCUAUUCCAGAAGAAAUGCAGUUUGGUUGGUGGAGAAUUAUUGACCCAGAGGACCUAAAAGCUUUGCUCAAAGUGCUGCAUCUCAGAGGAAUAAGAGAAAAGGCAUUACAGAAACAAAUUCAGAAACACUUGGAUUAUAUUACGCAAGCCUGCAUCAAGAAUAAGGAUGUUGCUAUUAUUGAAUUAAAUGAAAAUGAAGAAAACCAGGUAACUCGAGAUAUUGUGGAGAACUGGUCAGUAGAAGAACAAGCAAUGGAAAUGGAUUUGAGUAUUCUUCAACAGGUAGAAGAUCUAGAAAGGCGAGUUGCAUCAGCAAGUUUGCAAGUAAAGGGUUGGAUGUGUCCAGAGCCUGCAUCAGAAAGGGAGGACUUGGUAUAUUUUGAACAUAAGUCAUUUUCUAAGUUGUGCAAGGAGCAUGAUGGAGAAUUUACUGGAGAAGAAGAAAGCAGUGCACAUGCACUAGAACGGAAGAAUGACAACCCCCUAGAUAUAGCUGUAACCAGGCUGGCUGAUUUGGAGCGGAACAUUGAGAGAAGGUAUCUGAAGAGCCCCUUAAGUACCACCAUUCAGAUCAAACUGGAUAAUGUGGGCACAGUUACUGUCCCUGCUCCUGCACCAUCCAUUAGUGGUGAUGGUGACGGAAUUGAAGAGGAUAUUGCUCCAGGGCUCAGGGUAUGGAGAAGGGCAUUAUCAGAAGCUCGCAGUGCUGCACAGGUAGCUCUGUGCAUUCAGCAGUUACAGAAAUCAAUAGCAUGGGAAAAAUCAAUUAUGAAAGUUUACUGCCAGAUCUGUCGAAAGGGAGAUAAUGAAGAACUGCUACUCCUUUGUGAUGGUUGUGACAAAGGCUGUCAUACAUACUGCCAUAGACCCAAGAUUACAACCAUACCAGAUGGGGACUGGUUUUGUCCUGCUUGCAUUGCUAAGGCAAGUGGUCAAACUCUAAAAAUCAAAAAACUCCACAUUAAAGGAAAAAAGACUAAUGAGUCAAAGAAAGGCAAAAAAGGAACUUUAACAGGGGAUACUGAAGAUGAAGACUCUGCAUCUACAAAUAGUUCACUAAAAAGAGGAAACAAAGACCUGAAAAAAAGAAAAAUGGAGGAAAACACUUCUAUUAACUUGUCAAAACAGGAAAGUUUUACUUCUGUUAAGAAACCUAAAAGAGACGACUCCAAAGACCUCGCUCUUUGCAGUAUGAUCCUUACUGAAAUGGAAACUCAUGAGGAUGCAUGGCCUUUUUUACUUCCUGUAAACUUGAAACUUGUUCCUGGUUAUAAGAAAGUUAUUAAGAAGCCUAUGGAUUUUUCCACAAUUAGAGAGAAAUUAAGUAGUGGACAAUAUCCAAACCUUGAAACCUUUGCUGUAGAUGUCAGGCUUGUUUUUGACAACUGUGAAACAUUUAAUGAAGAUGAUUCUGAUAUAGGCAGAGCUGGCCACAGUAUGAGGAAGUAUUUUGAAAAAAAGUGGACAGAUAUUUUCAAAGUGAGCUGAAGUUAUAAUAACCUCUCUUUUAUUUUUUCCUUUUAAACAAGGACAGAUGAGACCAGCAAUGUGAACUGUUACUUAUAUUAAUGUGCAAGGCACAUACAUAAUGACUUUCUUUUCCUUAAAAUAAGCAUCACAAAAAAAAAGUAUCAGAAGAAUGAUACCAUUUUUAAAGGCUUCACUCCUACAACAACCAAGGCCCUUGGUUAUUGGUUUGUGUGAUUUAUCAGCUAAUUUAGGUAGAACAGGGAAGCACACCCAAAGAAUUUUCAAAGGAAAGGGUGUUAUAGUGCAAUAGCAAUUAAAAUAUAUCAAAUCGCACUGAAUAUUCAACACCAGAGCUCUAAUGUGGGAAAUGGUUUUCCUUUCCCUCUCAAUAAAUAUCUAUUUUUCAUUUUUUUACUUUGUAGUUUAUUUUUUAGUGAAUGUAUUUAAUUUUAUGAAUUAUUUAUGAUUAAACCACAUCCAGAAUCUUCGUUUUCUGUGAAAAGGAAGAACUAGAAAAUUGCUUUAAAUCUUGAAAAUACAACAAGGAAUGUUUUAAAAUAUAAAACAAAGCCAAGUUAAACUGUUUACACUGAUGUGCUAUAAAGCACCAAAAAUAAACUUUACUGUAGAGUUACAAGUACAUUUAUAUAUAUAUAUAUAUAUAUAUACAUAUAUAUAUAUGUUGCUGCAUCACUUGUGUAGUUAAAUUGUAUUUCAAGACAGUGAAGAAAAAUUGACAUGUAUAUACUGUUCAUUAUUGUUUAUAUUAAGUCUUGUUUUAAAUAUGUAUUAUGUGUAUAUAUUGUUUGGAGACAUUAUUGUUUUUGCCUUAGAAGCAUUGUAGCGUUUUACUUUAGUCUGAAGGUAAUUCUAGCUAUACAGCUUGUACAGUAAUUAUCCUCUACCAACACUGUGGCGUCUCCUUGAUCUUGGUAGUGCCUGCCUUUGAAACAGGGUGUAGGGGAUAUUAGUUUUCCAUUUUUCUAUUUUGUUAUAUAAUUUUAAGCCACCAGGGCCUAAAUUAAAGUAUAAUCAUUUGUAUCCAUGUGGAAUAAAAUUGUGACAAUUUCCUACACACACAGUAUUUUUUCAUAGAGACAUUUCCUUCCCAUUUGCCUUGCCUCAGAAAUAAAUUUAAAAGACAUUUGUAACCACUGUGUUUUAUCUACUGUGUGUUGUGGUGGCCUGUUGGAGGCAAAUAGAUCAGAAUUUUUUUUGUACCUAUGUAAGAGUACUUGAAGUUUUAUUUAAAAUAAAAUGUUGUGAAAAAGGUAGCAUCCUUUUUUUAGGAGUGUUAUUUUUCACUACUAUGUGUGGCACGGAUACAAUAAAAGACUUUUACAAACUA